This is a messenger RNA of Leishmania braziliensis MHOM/BR/75/M2904, 558 nucleotides long. RefSeq names its product putative chaperone protein DNAj. The transcript has a single exon. NCBI's taxonomy places the organism in Eukaryota, Euglenozoa, Kinetoplastea, Trypanosomatida, Trypanosomatidae. The coding region runs from base 1 to 558 and encodes 185 amino acids. The record is from RefSeq and is a predicted model, not a curated record.
AUGUCUGCAGUAGCGUGCUUGUGGAGCCACACGGAGUGGACGCCGUACGCGGUGCUGCGCGUGUCGCCGUCAGCCACCAUCGAGGACAUCCGGGCCGCUUUCAGGCGCAUGGCGCUGCUCACGCACCCCGACAAGGCAAAGGUUAAGGCAACGACGACGCCAAGUGCGAAUAGCAGUGAGACGGCGCCGUGUACGGCACCUCCUGUCUCAUUCUUCGUGGUGAAGGAGGCGUCGGAAGUUUUGCUUGACCCGUGCUUGCGGGCCGCCUACGAUGCCGCCCACUCCCAUGUGUUGGAGCGCGAGGUCGGCGCUGUCAGUGAUACCUACUAUCUUGAGGAUGACUUUACUUGCGUAAUGGUUGACGGUGGCGAAGACGAUGGGCAGUGCGUGCAUGUGUACCAGCGCGAGUGUCGCUGCGGUGGCAUGUAUGAGACCAGGCUGAUUCCCGUGGUGCCGACCGGGAGUGGCGGUGACGAGGAUGCCCCCAUUUCCUCCUCAACUUACACGGUGAGGUGCCAGUGUGAUUCGUGUUCACUCGUGGUGGAGGUGGUAGUGUAG